AUGACCUGGCCCGCAUUCCUCGACUUGUCCGGAUCGGAUUUGGAAAUACGCGUGCCGGCGGUCCCCAUGAAGGUGUUGGGCCCUAUCGGAGCGGCAGGCGAUUCACGAUGCGCCACCCUUAUACAGCUUCGAGUCGCCCCAUGUGUCAAUACUGAUAGUGAAGCCGUUCCUAUCUUCAUUGGCGGAGCCCCUGAUCUGGAUGUGCUGCCCGCGGUCAAUGUUGAGCGCGGUAAGCCAUACGAUGGCAUUGGGGACGUGCUCCAACGGCGGCGAGAAGUCAAUGGGCUUCAAGGUUAUCGGGUCCAGCUGGGGGGAAGGGACGAACAAUUAAAUUCCUUCUUGAGCCUACCGCACUGGAAGUCGGGGUGUUUCUUCUGUACUGCAAGCCAGGUCGCACCGCCGGAGUAG
Messenger RNA from Morchella importuna, 408 nucleotides. RefSeq lists its product as uncharacterized. The coding region runs from base 1 to 408 and encodes 135 amino acids. The record is from RefSeq and is a predicted model, not a curated record. The transcript has a single exon. Lineage: Eukaryota; Fungi; Ascomycota; Pezizomycetes; Pezizales; Morchellaceae.